Molecule: messenger RNA, 1077 nt
Organism: Salvia hispanica
Lineage: Eukaryota; Viridiplantae; Streptophyta; Magnoliopsida; Lamiales; Lamiaceae
Source: RefSeq, a predicted model, not a curated record
UCAAAAAUUCUAAAUCAAUCUCCUCUUUCUUCAACCCUAAAUCAAAUUUAAACAAUGGCAGCAGCGUGCACAUCAAAUCCCCCCUCUUCUCUAUGCAAUCGGAUCAAAUAUUACUGCAAUUCAUCCAAAAAUCUCAAUCAUUGCUGCAAAAUCAGCCCUGAUCAAGACGAAAUCUGGUGUCAAAUUAGACAAGAAGCAGAAUCCGCUAUGAAACACGAACCCUUGCUGUCAAAUCUCUACCAUUCCGCAAUCCUCUCUCACUCCACGCUCGAGAGCGCGCUCUCCAAUCACCUCGCUGUCAAGCUCUCCACCCCCUACCUCUCCACCGCCGCCCUCGCCGCCGCGUUCCACAGCCUGCUCGAAUCCGCCGCGAUCCGAAUCGCAGUCAGAUGCGAUCUCGCGGCGGUGCUCGAGCGCGACCCCGCCUGCCUCGGCUACGCGCACUGCUUCCUCAAUUUCAAGGGGUUUCUCGCGUGCCAGGCGCACAGGCUGGCGCACGAGCUCUGGAUCGACGGCAGGGCCGCGGCGGCGCUGCUGAUUCAGAGUAGGGUUUCGGAGGUGUUCGCGGUGGAUAUACACCCCGGGGCGGCGAUUGGGGGCGGAAUCGUGAUGGAUCACGCCACCGGAGUUGUGAUUGGGGAGACGGCGGUGGUCGGAGACUACGUCACGAUUUUGCACGGUGUGACGUUGGGGGGGACGGGGAAGGAGGGGGGAGAUCGGCAUCCGAAGAUCGGAGAUGGAGUUAUGAUUGGUGCUGGGGCGAAAAUUCUAGGGAAUAUUGUGAUCGGAAACAAUGCGAGGAUCGGCGCCGGAGCGGUGGUUUUGAAGGAAGUGCCGGAGGGUGCGACGGCGGUGGGAAAUCCGGCCAGAUUAGUUGGAUUCAGGGGAAUUCAGGGUUCUUAAUUAGGCCAUUGUUUGUAUAAAUUUUUUUGUUUAAACUAAGUAUACUAAAACUACAAAUUAAUUACUCAAUUAAUGUGUAAUUUCGUGUUAAACUGAUUUUGAAUGUCAGAAAUUAGUUUGCAUGACAACUUAUUCUAGAAAGCGAAACAAUGAGUACUGAAUUAUAUAUUUUCA